AGCUCGCGUACCAGUGGUCUACAUGUGCUAGCAUCGACCAACCUACCUUCCUCAGAUGUAAGCCUGCUUGUGCUAGAUGAAGCUUAGACAGGAUUACGAUGGGUAUCGUGGGUGGCGGCAGAACGAUGAGGUAAUGCUUCAGCGUCAUGGCAGAAGAUGAAGAUGAGGUCAAGAAAGAGCAGACUGCUGCGGAGAAGCUACUGUUCUAUAUCACAGCCUCGUUCGUCCUGCUCGGGACGUUCAGCCUGUUCGCCUUCUUGUUCCUGGUGCCUUUCGUGAUAGAGCCGGCGAUCACGACGAUCGUGAUGGAGUUCUCGGAGACGCCGGCGUUGUGUGUCACAUCCGAGAUCAUCUGGAACCGCGGGGCCUCCAACUGCUCCUGGACCUCCUGUAAGGAGGGCUGCACAAAGGAGGUGUACGAGUGCACGCAGAUCCGGGUAAACUACAAAGUGACCACACCGGAGCCUCUACCCUCCACUGCCCCUCGCCGCGAGGAGAGAGCCAUCAGGGAGUACGACUACCCCGACAUCUACUCCCCGGUGGAUGAGGACCUCCCUCCAGAACCCCCCAGUCCUACGGGACUCAUGGGGAACACCUCCGAGUGGUAUUACAUCGGUGCCAAACUGUUCCCGAACGUCAAGGGCUGCGGGUACCCUCCGUCGCUCAACUGUUCCGUGUGGUACAAGACGCACCUCGGGCUCGGUACGAACUACUCGUGUUACUACAGCCGUAUAGACCCGGGGUUGGUCAUCAGUGAUUUGGACAUGAACCAAGUGUAUAUGAACCUCGUGUACGCCACGGCCAUCCCCAUACCGUCCUUCAUCGUGUCCGUCAUCUACUUGACUAUAGCUUACUUUUAUAUAUACUACGACGACUCGGACCCCCCUCGUAGGCCCCCGAGAGGAGGGAGAGGAGAUCCUGUGGAGGUGACCCCCCUACCUAUGUCCACACCCCAGCCACCUCCUACCAGUGGGGCGCUCACCCCGGCGUCGGAGAUCUUUAGAGAGGACCUCGCCAGCUUCGGACAUCAACUCAAGAUCUGCAUGGCGGACGACAUGAGCAGAGAGAGUAUCAUACCUGACUCCGUCCCCUUCAUCAACUCCAACUCUAUGAACGGGUGGAAUGAUGAGGAAAUGGAAAGAUUGCCGCUUAAAAGGAACCUGAACAAGAUGAUGACGACCAGUAUCUUGACGCCUCCAGGACCCAUCGCUGAUGUCUAGGAGGUCAGCUGUAGAGGUCAGAUCAAGGUCACCGCUGCUGUAACCAAGCCAGAGCCGCUCCCGCACUCGUAGUGUGAUCGUUUCAGUUGUUUUCUAAGCUUUACAACUUAUGAUUUCAACCAAAGACCAUUUUAUGAAUUGCUCAUCAGUUACCUCGUGCCGUAGCCUUGUAGAAGCUUGGACAGUGGGACCACAACGCCGACUUUUGUUCUUAGUGGAAUUUACUUAUUUGUGACAAAAUUGUUAUCGGUCUUGAGUCAGUGUUGAGACCAUAGAUUCUUAUAUCGACUGUUAGUAUCUCUUUUGUAAGAUUUGAAAUGACUACAACCUAUUCCUUGAAAAGUAUAAUGGUUUUGAUGCUAAUUCUGCUUUUGUUCACGUUUAUCAUAAAAAUGUAUAAACAAAUUAAAGAUAAAAUCAAAUAUGACAACUUUAAAACGACUCUUACAGCUCACAACCAAUUUAUUGGCAAAUCUUUAUACAAAAGGUGAUUCCCUACUACUUUAAGUUUAACAUGAUUUACAUUACGUUAUGAACGAGGAUUUUAAGCAAUAACGUAUAGCUGAUGUUUCAACGGUUGUUAAAUGCAAAAAAUGCAAGGGCAUUUUAGCUAUGUGCUCGGCUAGCCGGGACUUUCAUCGCUGGAGGGUUGGCAUCCCUUCUUCGUCGCGGCAGCAAUACUUCUUGUGAUAUCCGACCACACGUUUCUUUGUCUUUCAUGUAUCUUGCUUUGUAAAUACCUGUUAAAUCGUUGAUUAUGACAGAACAACGGAGAUCACGUUCUGAAUACAUCGUUUUACUAUUAAUAGUUUAAAUCAGGGUAAAAAGUUUGUUAGAGUUUAUAGUUGUUGGUUAACUUUCAGGAUUUACUAUUCUUCAAUAUUGUGGUGUUUCAAAACAUUAUUACUUUCUUCAAAUACAUUUUUGAACGAGAUAUUAAAAAUUGAAAACCAAUCGAUGAUUGUUUCUAAAUUUAGGAUAUAAAAAAAUAAUAAUACACUUAUGUUUUAGAUUAUGUCAACAGUCAAUAAUUUUCAAACAAACAAUCACUCUUAGCUCAAAUUGCUAAAAUAUUCUUUCUAUCUGGAGCUAAAAAAUAUAAGCUUUGUUAAACAUAAAUUAUAAAUGUUGUUCUCUUGUAAUAGGCUGAUGUUUUAAAAUAGUACCUUAACAAAAUAAGAUGCAAAUUGGCAUUGCUUGAACCAUGUAACUGCAGCUAAACUCACAUACUCACAUACUUUCCUUUCUCCUGAAACUAUCGAGACUUGUAAAAUAUGCAUCAGAGUUUGGUGUAAGUCAAUGUAACUCAAUACUAUACUAUUUGUCUGCCUACUAAACAAUCUUAGAGGCAGUGUGGUGACUAUACGCAUCUCUAGUAUGUAAACUUCCAGCCGAAUAGGAUUUAGAAGUAUCACUAAAUGCCAACGAACUAGAUACCUCCAUUAAGGAUGAUAGUAUUUUAUAAAUUCAGCGGCAAUGCUUAUAUACAUCUCACCGAAUUUCUUCUGGUAUUUUCUGGCAUAAAAACACCAUUUUGAUGUAAAAAAUUGUGAUCUUUAUAGUGGAUAGCUUGCACUAUUCUUAAAUUUUGUAGUACAUUUUGUCUUAAGUUUCCCCAAUAUAAAGAAUAUAUCACACAUAAGGGGACAAUUAGGUUUACAGAAACUAAACAGUUAAUAUAAACUGAGAUUAACUGGGACAUGUUACAAUGUUUAAUGACAGGAUUUUAACAAUAACAAUGGCGUCAGACAACAUAAAAAGCUGAUGGCCAUGUAAAAUAUAUAUUUUUACAUUUGCAGUGGAAUAGUGUGAAAAGAUUAUUGUUACAAACCAACUACAAAUGCAUAUCUUUGCGAUACUCGGUAUAUUUCUUGUAUUAAUCUAAAAAUAAACCCGGGCAAAACUAUAUUCCUGGUUAACCCAGCAUAGUUCUUAGUCCCUUUUUGGUAUAUCUAGUCUACUGUUGAGGUUGAAAAAUAUUUGUACGGAGUUGAAAAAUAAAUAAAAACAGUUUAGUUUAUAAAGCCGACCAAAUGUUAUCUAUUUAAAUUGCUAUUCUUAGAAAUUCUGGUAUUCAUUCAGGGAGUAUUUCCAUCAUUUAACUUGUUGAAAUGAAACCACAGAUGAAAUGAUCGGUUUGUUGCAAAGGCCACUAAUCCCAUUAAUGCGAGAGGGUUACUUGGGUAUAAUGUAUUCAUCAGUAACUUCCUCAAAUUAAUCCAAUUUUAUAACCUUGAUACUUAGAAAAGAAAUGUACUUUUUGCCUAAUUUAAGUUGUUAUCUGUGAAGCACUUUUUUAAAGAUUAAAUAUUUUUAAAAGUCAAUCAUCAAGGCUUAGCUGUCAAUAGAAAUGUUAAAAAUCCAGAAACUGUAAUCAAAUUCAAUUUCCCACUAGAAUGCGUUUUAUAUUGCAUGUGAAGGAAUCUUUGCCCCCCAAAAAUUAAAAGUUCGAAAUAACAGUAAUCUAAAAUACUGCCAUAUUCGUUUUCACUGUGUUACUUGUAGACUACAGUAAUCUAUAUAAAGCUGUAAGACAGUAAGACAGUAUAGUUUGAUGACAGAAUUAAAAUUUAAAAACAUCCCAUUCGGCUGGAAGGAGUAUGAAACUGAUUGUAAUAUUAUAGAUUACCGAGUUUUUACCAAAAUGAUGAACAAACAUUUUUAAACGUGUUUCCAAAUCUACAGUGUAAAUUCGAAAUGUUAUAGUAUUUUCAAUUGUUGUAUAAAUCUAAAUCUGUUGGCCUGGAUGAGGUAAUACUUAGUGUCUGAUUCGGAGUUUGUUCUACUUUAUAGAGUUCGUCCCAGUAGAGCAUGUAGUUUUCGGGCUGGAGGUUUGUACCAAAUUUAUGUUGGAAUAUAUGUUGGUAAUAUGAUGGUAUUGGCUAAGCUAGUGUAGUGUGCUCUACCUAAUAUGGAGGGGAGUAAAUACAAUCUAAGCUUAUACUAUUAUGACCAUGCAUUUAUAAGAAUAUUUUUCUCCCUGUGAUGAUGUGUACAGAAAUCUUGAAUUUUGGUUCUUAUCCUUGCUUAAUAUUUGAAACUUUCAACCAGACAAACGUGUAAAGUGUUUUUUUGUAGUUUUGUUUUCUUUUGGUAAAUAACAAUUAGAAAGAAAAUCUAAAUUACAAACAAAAUUGAAUCGGUACAAAACUCCCAGCCUUCUAACUAUAGUCUCCUUACUAGGCCAAUCUCGUCCGUUGGACAAAUGAAAUGCAAUUACAGGAGUUCCAAUCAAAACAAAAGCAGUGCUUUUCUAUCAUGUACAAACAAAGAAACGAUUUCAUUGUUAUUUAUAGUUACCUGUUUUGUAAACUGCUUUGUUACAUAGGCCUAACUCCACAUGUGAAAGUCAUUCCAUCUCGCAUAAUUGUUAUUUGAUUAAACAAGCGCAAUCCACUGGUA
This is a messenger RNA of Macrosteles quadrilineatus (aster leafhopper), 4622 nucleotides long. RefSeq names its product protein tipE (gene tipE). Gene Ontology annotation, biological process: regulation of sodium ion transport. The transcript is spliced from 5 exons. NCBI's taxonomy places the organism in Eukaryota, Metazoa, Arthropoda, Insecta, Hemiptera, Cicadellidae. Gene Ontology annotation, molecular function: sodium channel regulator activity. The coding region runs from base 147 to 1220 and encodes 357 amino acids. The record is from RefSeq and is a predicted model, not a curated record.